CUCACUCGGCUUUAGCCCUCCGGCCGGGAAACAUGGGUCUGACCAGGCUGCUCUGUACUCUUCUGCUAACCGCCUGCUGCUGCCGUCGCUCGGCCGGAGUGCCUGGUGAAGUGGAGCCCAAACCAGAAAUACUAGAGUUUCAAGUGGGAGACAACGCCCAUCUUAACUGUGACAGCUCCCUGCCCAUUGACAACCUCAGCCAUGUCGACUGGUUCUUUAAACACAAGGAUCAACGCAUUCACAUCUUCCAAGUGCGCCGGGGUCAGGGCCAGCCUGAUCCUGGUGAAUACCAACACCGACUCACCCUCCUGGAUGGGGCCAACCUAUCUCUGGAACAUGUUACCCCCCAAGAUGAGCGUAUCUUCAUCUGCCAGAUCAAAGGCCUUGCCUCCCAAACCCAGGAGAAAUAUAUCCAGCUCCAAAUUUAUAAGCCCCCCAAGGAGCCCACAAUCCAAACCAGUGCUUCUGGUAUCUCUGUGAUCAGCAAAGUCCCUCAGGAGGUUGCCACCUGCAAUGGGGAGGAUGGAUACCCAAUACCUCAUGUCACCUGGUAUAAAAACCGGAGGCCCCUGAAAGAAGACAAGAAUCGGAUCAGAAUUACGGAAGUACGAACCAAAGAGUCAAGUGGGCUUUACACCAUGAGAAGCACUCUCUGGGCACAGCUGGAUAAAGAGGAUAAGGACGCCCUCUUUUACUGUGAGCUCAGCUACCGGCUUCCUGGGGGUGACCACAUGAAAGAAUCCAAGGAAGUCAAUGUCACUGUCUACUACCCAAUGGAGAAGGUGUGGCUAGAGGUGACACCAAACAGGCUGCUGAAGGAAGGAGACAAGGUCGAGCUUAAGUGCUUAUCAGAUGGCAACCCUCCACCACACUUCACAAUCCGAAAGCAGGAUCCUACCAGUCUCAGCUGGCUUGAGGUAAAAAACAUAAGUGAUGGGGUCCUGAUCCUGGAGCAAGCACAGAGGCAUCACAGUGGACUGUAUGAGUGCUUGGGUCUGGACUUUGAAACUGGAGUAGAGACAACUGACCAGCAGCAACUCUUGGUGAACUAUGUGUCCAACGUCCAGGUGCAACCCAAGGCUCCAGUGAUGUCAGAGGGCAGCAGCCUGAAACUUAACUGUUCUGCAGAGAGCUCCCAACCUUUGGUAUUCCACUGGAAGAGAGAAAAGACUGAGGAGAUGUUGAAGAAUGGAUCUGUACUGCAUUUGACCAACUUGACUAGGGAGGCAGGAGGAGGCUACCUUUGCGUGGCAUCUGCACCCAAAGUGCCUGGCCUGAAACAUACACAGCUGGUCAAUGUUACCAUUAAUGGGUCCCCAUGGGUGAUGGCAAAGGAAGCACACAUGUGGGUAAGAGAGAAUGAAGUGGUGAACCUGACAUGUGAGGUCUCAGGACAACCCAGGCCCACCAUCUCCUGGAGUGUCAAUGGAACGGUCCAUGAACAUGAAAAGGAUUUUCAGACUAUCCUGAGUACUUUGAAAGUGCAAGUGAUUCCAGAACUGCUAAAGAAGGGUGCUGUGUGCCAGGCAUCCAAUUCCCUGGGAAGCAACAAGACUACUAUCUUUCUGGAGCUGGUCAACUUAACCACUCUCACCAUCACGACCACUGGGAACACUACCGGCAGCCAGAGCACCACCACCACCACCACCACCAGUCCUUCUUCUGCCAAAGCCAACAGCACCUCCACAGGAACAAAGCAGGAGAGCAAGGGAGUGGUCAUCGUGGCAGUCAUCGUCUGUAUCCUGUUGCUGGCUGUGUUGGGGGCUGUCCUUUAUUUCCUCUAUAAGAAGGGCAAGAUGCCUUGUGGGCGAUCAGGCAAACAGGAAAUCACACUGCCCCUGGCUCGUAAGAACGAAAUUGUAGUUGAAGUUAAGUCAGAUAAGCUCCCAGAAGAGAUGGGCCUCCUGCAGGGAAGCAACGGUGACAAGAGGGCGCCAAGAGACCAGGGAGAGAAAUACAUCGAUCUAAGGCACUAGCCCAAAGAAAAUCCUGCCAUGCUUCCUCCUCCCCUAUGUGGGACAGCUUCUGCUUUUUUCACCCCUUCACCAUCACCUGGGAUGACCUUGGAUAGAUGGAAAUGGCUCUCCUAUGGCCUGGCUCAUCUGCAGAACCCAUUGUACAAGCCAAGGGAAUGGGAAGAAGCCAAGUUCUAUCAUCUUGUCAAGUUUGCCUGGCCUUGGGAAUGGGGAUAUCAUCUCCUCUCUAAGGGGACUGAGUGGAGUUCAUACCCCAAGCAGAGGUCUUAGGGUCCCAGGAGAUCCUUUGUUUGAUGCAGGAUGUUGUAGCUUCCCAGCUCUCACAUUUGUGGAGGUCUUAGAACUAUGUUCUCCUCUCAAUAGCUGAAGUGAGUGGUCCCAUUUUUACUGGCCUCUUGGCUAGCUGAAGCUUUUCAGGUAGCCUUGAUACCUAACACAGUGGUAUCAAUUUGUGGGAGUCAUUGUGCCCUUAAACCAAAAUCCCUGUCACACUAUGUUGCUCAUACCAGCUCUGGAGAGAGCAAUCUCUGAAAGCCACUGACAACAGUGUUGUUGCUCAAACUGUCCCCUCCCCACUUUGGAGUUUCUCAUGGCUUCCUAUGGAAAGGCAGAGAGGGAUGAUAUGUCCUUCAUUCUCCACUCAGAAAAGUGAAGAGGAAACUACUGAUCCACUGUCAGUAGGAUGUAAGCUUUCAAGUGUCUUGUCACAGUGACUAACUUUGGUGGGAGGAAGCAGAAGAGUUUUUCUCUGUGAAACUAAAUGGCUCAGAGUCAGGGAUUUAACCUAUGGGCUUGUUAGCACCAUACUGUCAGUUGAGAAGCACACAUCCGAGGAUAUGGACUCAACAAAGGUGAAUGGUACUUUGAAAUUGGAAAUGGGAUCUGGCCAAAGCUUUGAUUUUAUUUAUAUAUAUAUAUAUUUCUGUUGGAAUGUGUGUAAAUUUACAAGUUUGUUGCAGGAUAUAUAUAUAUAUGUGAAAAAUAAAGUUGAACUAUCCCCAAAAUUA
Phascolarctos cinereus (koala) is the source of this 2983-nucleotide messenger RNA. It is a transcript of the gene MCAM, whose product is annotated as melanoma cell adhesion molecule. Lineage: Eukaryota; Metazoa; Chordata; Mammalia; Diprotodontia; Phascolarctidae. Gene Ontology annotation, cellular component: plasma membrane. The record is from RefSeq and is a predicted model, not a curated record. Gene Ontology annotation, molecular function: laminin receptor activity.